Molecule: messenger RNA, 1229 nt
Organism: Anguilla anguilla (European eel)
Lineage: Eukaryota; Metazoa; Chordata; Actinopteri; Anguilliformes; Anguillidae
Gene: lrrc39
Product: leucine rich repeat containing 39
Molecular function (GO): protein binding
Source: RefSeq, a predicted model, not a curated record
AUGACUGGGGUGGUGGUGUGCUGUGGGGCAGUGAACUCCAUCAAGGCUCUUUGGGAGGGCAGGAUAAAGAAGAGCAGGGAUGACCAGCAGAAAGCUCAAGAGCUCAAGAACAAGCCUUCUGUUGGCAGGUGAUGCUUGCAUCAUUCUUGGGAGGAUCGCAUCACGUUGGCUAAGCUCAGAGAGAAGGUGGUGACAGAGGAGGGAAGGGUUAUCCUGCGGAUAGAGAAAGAGGAAUGGAAGGCCCUCCCCCCAGUCCUCAAGCAGUUCCCCCAGCUCCAGGAAUGGCAGCUGCACCGGAUAGGGCUGCAGAAGAUCCCUCGCUUCAUCUCCAGUUUUCAGAAUCUCAUUGUGCUGGACCUGUCCCGAAACGCCAUCACAGAGAUUCCCAAAGAGAUUCGGUCACUGACCAGACUGAGGGAGUUGCUCGUGAGCUACAAUAGGGUGAGCGAAGUUCCUGGGGAGCUGGGCUGCUGUGAAAACCUGGAGAAGCUGGAGCUGGCCUUCAACUGUGACCUGGAUGAACUCCCAACCCAGCUAAGCAACCUCAAGAAACUGUACCAUUUGGAUCUCUCCAUGAACCAGUUCACCACCAUCCCAGAAAGCAUUCUCAGUCUGCCUGCACUGGAGUGGCUCGAUAUGGGAGGGAACAAGAUCCAAAGCUUGCCAGAAGACAUCCACAGAAUGGAGAAGCUGCACACCUUGUGGCUGCAGAGGAACGAGCUGGAGUACCUGCCCGACAACAUCAGCCGCAUGCGUAGCCUGGACACGCUGGUGCUUAGCAGAAACAAACUGCGCGACAUUCCCGCUUUAAUGGAAGGCAUGGAUAAUCUCAGGUUUGUGAAUUUCAGAGACAACCCACUCACAUUAGACGUGUCUCUACCAGACCUGAGAACGUCGGAGGAAGAUGAGGAAGAGGACGACAGAGAGAUGUUUGGCCGAGAAUUCAUGCAUACCUACAUCCAAGAAGCCAGAAAGAGAGAACCCCCAACAAAUUACACUUCAAUAUUAACUGUGACCAUCCCAGCUGUACCGGGGACAGAAGCAGCACUCUGACACAGCUCUCCAUGUUGGCUUUCGUCUAUCUACUGCUUCCUGUUAAGAGUCCUGUCCAUUACGUCUGUCUACCUCUUCCUGUCUUCUGCUUCCUGUCAACUGAGUCCUGCCACUGCCUCCUGUCAACUGCGUCUUGUCCGCCAUGUGGAGUCAAGUAAACUCUUUAAUGCAAUGGA